Molecule: messenger RNA, 2081 nt
Organism: Periconia digitata
Lineage: Eukaryota; Fungi; Ascomycota; Dothideomycetes; Pleosporales; Periconiaceae
Source: the annotation of a GenBank genome assembly
CUACGCUCCCACUGACAUUGAUAUUCGUCUCGAAUCUUACUUGUCUACGUUGCCGGCCCAAGCCACACCACACCCAGUUGGGUUAGCGCCACCCAGCCUGCGACCCUGCGAAUCCGCCAGACGUGGUUCGCCGAGCCCACACCGCCUGCCACUAGCGCCCAGCCCCGCUUUAUUUUUUUCUGCCUGCGAGAGAAAAGUAUAUGUGCGACGGCCUGCCUCUGAAAUUUUCUCUUCUUUCUUCUCUUCUUCACCCGCCUUACCAUCUUCUUUCUCUACACCGGCACAUCUUCUCCUCCAUCUUCUCUUUUUGAGGGCUUCUGAGGGCUUUGUGGGUUACUGAGGGCUACUUCGAUAUAAUCUUCAGCCAUGUCUAAGACCAAGUCCACCAAGGCUGCUGCCGUCAAGCCCUCCAAGAAGCCUAGCACCUCCGUCAAGGAAGGUCGCGUCACCAAGCCUGCCCAAUCUGUCAAGUCAAAGGGCAAGGAUAUCGCCAAGUCUACCGCCGAUAAGGUGAAGAAGUCGUCCAAGAAGUCGAAGAAGGAGCCUACUCCCGAACCCGAGUCAAGCGACAGCGAGUCCGACAGUGAGGACAGCUCCUCUUCCUCCAGCGAGGAGGAGGAAGAGACCAAGGCUCCUGUCAAAGCCGCCAAGACCAACGGUGCUGUUAAGCCCGCUGCUAAGGCUGCUGCUGAGAGCUCCGACUCCUCCGAUAGCAGCGAUAGUGACAGCGACAGCGAAGAAGAGGCCCCCAAGGCAAAUGGCGCAAAGGCUGCUGCCGUCGCUAAGCCUGCUGCUAAGGAGGACUCCUCUGACAGCGACUCUGACUCCGACUCCUCCGACUCCGACUCUGAGGAGGCUCCCGCUAAGGUGAAGGAGGCUAAGAAGGCCGAGGCUUCCGACUCUUCCGACUCUGACGCCGACUCCGACUCCGACGAUUCCGACUCCAGCGCCAGUGAGGAGACCGAAGCUCCCUCCAAGAAGCGCAAGGCCGAGGAUGAGGCUGAGCCCGUUGUCAAGAAGGCCAAGACUGAGGAGGAGGGCGUCAAGAACCUCUUCGUUGGCAACCUUAGCUGGAACAUCGAUGAGGACUGGCUCGCUCGCGAGUUCGAGGGCUAUGGUGAGAUCACGGGAUGCCGUAUCAUCACCGACCGUGAGACUGGUCGUGCCAAGGGCUUUGGUUACGUCGAGUUCGCGUCUGCUGAAUCUGCCGCCAAGGCCAAGGCUGAGAUGCACGGAAAGGAGGUAGACAGCCGUCCUCUCAAUGUUGACUUCAGCACUCCUCGCCAGAACAACAACGGCCCGGACAAGACCAACAACCGCGCCGCUCGCUUUGGUGACAAGCCCAGCAACCCAAGCAACACCCUCUUCAUCGGCAACCUGUCCUUUGAUUCUACCAACGACUCCAUCCACGAGGCUUUCAGCACCUUUGGUGAGAUCUCUCGGGUCUCUCUGCCUACCGACAGGGAUACCGGUAACCCCAAGGGCUUCGGCUAUGUUGACUUCAACACGGUCGAGGAGGCCAAGGCCGCUCUUGAGAGCAUGAACGGCUCUGAUGUUGAUGGCCGCAACAUCCGCGUGGACUAUGCCACUCCCCGUGAGGACAACGGUGGCGGCGGUGGUCGUGGAGGAGGCCGUGGAGGCCGUGGCGGAUUCGACCGUGGUGGUCGCGGUGGCGGUCGCGGCGGAGGUCGUGGAGGCCGUGGCGGCUUCGGCGAUCGUGGUGGCCGUGGAGGUCGUGGAGGAUCCCGUGGAGGAUUCUCUACCAACCGCGGCGGCUUCUCCGACUUCAAGGGAAGCAAGGUCACCUUUUAAAGUUUGACCGCCACUGUAUUUCACCCGAUAUCUUGUAAAUGAUUCCCGCUGAGGGUUGGUAAGUAAUGGACUGAUGCUCCAUGCGUCGUCAUGCCAUUUAUCUGGUUUAUAUGUGGACCAAGAUGAAGGAACGGACCAUGGACUGUAUGUCUCCUUGAUAUGGGCUUCGGCGUUACAGGAACAAAAGUAGUCUUCUUUUCCGGUUCUCGCAUCGUCUAUGAGGAUGAUGAACGGUUUACGAUAAUUGUAGUCUCUCAAUUCGAUUUGCU